GUCCCUCGUCCCCCCAACGCCUUCAUGAUCUUUCGCUCGGACCUCUGGGCAAAGCAGAAACUAAAGGCAUCCGUCGAACGCGACCACAGACAUGUCAGCCGGAUCGCUGGCCACUACUGGAACUCUCUUACCGAAGCCCAGCGCGCUCCGUACAGGAAAAAGGCUGAGACCGCCAAAGCUCUCCACGCGGAGAUGUACCCAGACUACAAGUAUACCCCU
This is a messenger RNA of Serpula lacrymans var. lacrymans S7.9, 219 nucleotides long. RefSeq lists its product as uncharacterized. The record is from RefSeq and is a predicted model, not a curated record. The transcript has a single exon. NCBI's taxonomy places the organism in Eukaryota, Fungi, Basidiomycota, Agaricomycetes, Boletales, Serpulaceae. Gene Ontology annotation, molecular function: DNA-binding transcription factor activity, RNA polymerase II-specific; RNA polymerase II cis-regulatory region sequence-specific DNA binding. Gene Ontology annotation, biological process: regulation of transcription by RNA polymerase II. Gene Ontology annotation, cellular component: nucleus. The annotation marks the transcript as partial.